Messenger RNA from Impatiens glandulifera, 872 nucleotides. Its product is annotated as inosine triphosphate pyrophosphatase. The coding region runs from base 37 to 663 and encodes 208 amino acids. Gene Ontology annotation, molecular function: nucleoside triphosphate diphosphatase activity. Lineage: Eukaryota; Viridiplantae; Streptophyta; Magnoliopsida; Ericales; Balsaminaceae. The record is from RefSeq and is a predicted model, not a curated record. Gene Ontology annotation, cellular component: cytoplasm. The transcript has 8 exons. Gene Ontology annotation, biological process: nucleoside triphosphate catabolic process.
AACUAGUGACGAAAAAGAGGCGGGACGGCAAGGAGCAUGGCGGCUGGGAGGAUUGGAGGAUCGGGCUUGGUAUUAUCUCGACCGGUGACCUUCGUCACCGGCAAUCCCAAGAAGCUCGAAGAAGUUAAAGCCAUCUUGGGGCAAUCUAUCCCUUUUCAAUCGAUCAAACUCGACUUGCCGGAACUGCAAGGUGAACCCGAUGACAUUUCUAGAGAAAAAGCUCGAUUAGCUGCCAAGCAGGUGGACGGCCCUGUUCUUGUGGAGGACACAUGCCUAUGUUUCAAUGCCCUUAAGGGUCUACCAGGGCCUUACAUAAAAUGGUUUUUGGAGAAGACUGGUCAUGAAGGUCUAAACAAUUUGCUAAUGGCAUAUGAGGAUAAAUCAGCCUAUGCUAUGUGUAUAUUUUCCCUUGCUCUUGGGCCUGCAUCUGAGCCUUUAACUUUUGUUGGAAAGACUUUGGGAAAGAUUGUUCCUGCAAGGGGACCCAAUGAUUUUGGAUGGGAUCCAAUUUUUCAACCUGAUGGUUAUGAGCUAACUUAUGCGGAAAUGCCAAAAGAGGAGAAGAACAAGAUAUCUCACAGAUCAAGAGCUCUUGCAUUGUUCAGAUCCCACAUUGUUGAGGCUGGGUAUAGAUUUGAGAUAAACCCAUCUCCUCCUAACUGAAACACGAGCUUUCUUGCUUGCUUUUAAUGUGUAGUUCAUUUUCACUUCUCUGCCAGAGGCAGAAAAGGUAGUCAAAAACAGAUAUUUUGGUAAAUUUUACUCUGUUUAACUGAUCAAUCAACAUAGACAUUAUUAUUGUUGAUUUUCUUAAGACUAUGAUUUUGUUACACCUCUCAUACUAUGCAAUGCACAAAUUUGAUGUUUUUUUG